Messenger RNA from Rhagoletis pomonella (apple maggot), 690 nucleotides. Its product is annotated as coiled-coil domain-containing protein 18-like. The record is from RefSeq and is a predicted model, not a curated record. The coding region runs from base 1 to 690 and encodes 229 amino acids. The transcript has 5 exons. Lineage: Eukaryota; Metazoa; Arthropoda; Insecta; Diptera; Tephritidae.
AUGUAUAUUACGGAUUUUUACAGUCGUAAAAAUGAUCUUAGUAUGCAAAUGGAUCGGUUAUAUACAGUGUUGAAAUCGCAAGAUGCCUGUAGUAAAGAUAUAUGUAAAAAAUACAAGGAACUGGAACGAAACUAUGAAGACCAGGCGAAACAACUGCGAACCGCUUGUGUUCAAAUGAAUUGCUUGCAAGAACGUCUAGCGCAAAGGGACAAGCGUCAGGAGGAACACAAUCUGGAGCAAAAUCUAUUAAGAGAAGAAGUGCUAGCCUUGAAAGAAAAAGAAGCCACUUUGCUGAGCAAAGAAAGAUGCCGUACGGAGCAAUUAAUGAAGAUCGAAAGGGAGCUAUAUAUGGCGCAUGAUGUGAUGAAGGAACAGCAAAAUAUCAUGCAGCGCAAGGAGUCUACUCAAAAGGAUUGUACAAAACGACUUCAAGAGGCAAAUAAUGAGUUGAAGAGGCAGUUCAAUGUACUCUGUAAUGACUACAAACAACUCGAGGAAGAGUACAGAAAACUAAGCGAUCUUCGCAAGCAAAAUGACAAGGUUAUAGAAUCGUUCCGAAGAUGGAAGGAGGCACAGCUUAAAGCAGAUGAUGCUACUCGAGCGAGUUUUAAACAGUAUAAGGAUCAUAUAAAGUCCGUAUUUGGCGAAUUCGUGAAGAAAAAAAUGAAAUUCAGUAGUCCGGUAUUUUAA